Messenger RNA from Aureobasidium namibiae CBS 147.97, 1236 nucleotides. RefSeq names its product alpha/beta-hydrolase. Lineage: Eukaryota; Fungi; Ascomycota; Dothideomycetes; Dothideales; Saccotheciaceae. The transcript is spliced from 3 exons. The record is from RefSeq and is a predicted model, not a curated record. Bases 1 to 1236 code for a protein of 411 amino acids.
AUGAGAAACGCAGCAGCCUACGCGGGCCUCCUGGCCGCCACCUUCGCGUCCCUCGCACAGGCAAUGGUCAACCUCACCAUUCUGUCUUCUGUGGACGACGUUCGCUUUGGCGACCAUGUACUAGUCGAAUGGGCCACUGACAUGACUUACGACAUCUUGAUUGCUACUGGAUCAAUCCUCGGCCUAUAUUCAGCACUCCUCGGUCUGCUCACCAUACCAUGGUUCCAGGCACACGUGGUCUAUCUACACGCCAUACAAAUGACCUGGGGCAAAGAUCUCAAUGUUCCCGAGAUCUUUGGAUUCCUUCACAACCAAGUCACCCCUUUCAACAUCAAGUCUGCUAGCGGUGGCGACCUGUACGCCUGGCACGUCUUGCCUUUAGAACUGUAUCGACAACACGAACAGAAGCUUCUGUCACAACCAUCUGGCUUUUCGUCAGAUAUCACCUCCCGCCUGGGCUUUCAACUGCUUCGCGACGAUCCUGAGGCUAUACUUGUCGUCCACUUCCACGGUGCUGGAGGCACUGUAGGAUCAGGAUACCGAUGUCCAAACUACCGAGCACUAUCAGCUGGGCGACCUGACAAGAUUCAUGUUCUGACAUUCGACUAUCGUGGCUUUGGACGCAGCUCCGGAACGCCUAGUGAGAGUGGACUCAUUUUCGAUGCUCUGUCUGUUGUCGAAUGGGCUUUGAACGUGGCGAAAAUUCCUCCAAGUCGGAUUAUCAUUUACAGUCAAUCUUUGGGAACCGCCGUGAACAUGGCUGUGGCCGAGCACUUUGCACUGCAAGAAAGUCCGAUCGUCUUUGCUGGACAUGUAUUGACGGCGCCGUUUGUGGAUGUAGUCACUUUGGUCUCCACGUACAGGGUAGCUGGAACCUUUCCCCUUCUCGGGCCUGUAGCAAAAGUUACCAUACUGUUCAACUAUCUGCGAAGAUACAUCAAAGAUACAUGGUCGACCAAGGAUCGAAUUGCCUCAUAUGACAUUCCAUGGACACACACUCCUCAACUAUUCUGGCAUGCAAUCAACGCAACAACACCAACGGGUAUUAGCUUCGAAGAGCUUGAGCAGCUCAAGGCCAAAGCCAGAGUUGAUCAUGGUCCUGCGGGUAGCGUUAUAGAGUGGAAAACCGAUCAUGGUAUUAUCAGAGAAGAGAUACUAAAGUACGGACUGCAUGAUGUGAUCAUGGCCAACCCUGUAGUGACCUUGGCGGUCAUGCGGAUGCUCAAUUCCACAUGA